Dreissena polymorpha is the source of this 1847-nucleotide messenger RNA. Its product is annotated as beta-lactamase domain-containing protein 2-like. Lineage: Eukaryota; Metazoa; Mollusca; Bivalvia; Myida; Dreissenidae. The coding region runs from base 182 to 1198 and encodes 338 amino acids. The record is from RefSeq and is a predicted model, not a curated record. The transcript has 7 exons.
CCACAUUGAAAGUGAUAUGGUAUAAGUGUUGGCCAUGAUAGUAACACCAAUGCAUAUAUUGGGUAGAUGUAGUGUAAAGUUUCAAUAUCGAACAUUUACAAUCAAAGUUUGAACACGGUGAAGCAAUAAGAAUUAACGUGACCUCAUAUGCACUGGAUAUAUAUGCACUUGUGCAGUAGACAUGGGAUUAUUCAAACAAGCGAUAUUUGGAAUAUUUGCUGUAUUAACAUAUACAUAUAUUAAAAAAUGGUCAGCGAGUGAUUUACCGGUGAAUUUCGGAGGCAGCUGGGAGCCAGAAUUUCAAGACGUGGCUGACGUUUUCAGAAAAAAUGUCGAAAGUGGGAAGGAAAAGGGUGGAGCUUUCGCUGUUUAUUACAAGGGCAGGCCUGUGAUUGACGUGUGGGGCGGGUACGCAGAUGCAGAGAGUUAUCGCCCUUGGACAGAGAAUACUACCACGGUGGCCUUCUCAUGCAUCAAAGGAGUCGCCGCCAUCUUACUUGUGAAAAUGAUGGAGCUAGGAAUCAUCAACCCCAAAGCGCUGGUGAAGGCCUACUGGCCCGAGUUCGCGGUCAACGGGAAGGACAACAUCACCGUAGAGAUGCUGAUGAGUCAUCAGGCCGGACUUGUAUACUUGGAUACACCCCUGUCUCUUCGAGAGUAUAUAGAUGACAGAGAGAAAUGGUUGAAGACUCUUGCAGACCAAUCGCCCGCUUGGCCGCCUGGUUCGCAGUUUGGUUACCAUUCGUUGACCUUUGGUAUGUACGUGGACGAGUUGAUACAGAGGGCAGAUCCACAGCACAGAGACACGGCAACCAUCUUCAAAGAUCUGAUCGGAAGACCCUUCGGUAUAGAUUUCGGUAUGAACACUCCCCAGUGCGAGUUUGGACGCUCGGCAAGACUGGUCACCAAAUCGAAGCUGCAACUGCUAAUCGACUCGCUCAGUUUUCCACGAUACCUCGUUCCCAUGUUCCAGAUUAUUACCCAGCCUAACUCGCCCAUGGCGAAGUCUAUAGUACCUAUAAUAGAAUACGCUCAGGUGACAUGUAGCGAGUAUUUAUUAGUAAAUAAGAAAUUCAAUUAUUCGACAAAACAAAAUCUGAAAGGAAUUGUUCACAUGAAUUGGUGCCGACCUACGAAAUGCAAAAUUUGCGAUAAAACUAACACACGAUUGUAUUUGCUUAUAAGUUCAGUUUUGUAAAAAUGUUUUUAAAUUAAGGUUUACACAUACGAUAUCUUUAUUGACAGGUUUCCAUAUUUUAUCUGGUUUAAGAACGAAAUUGACAUUUAUGCGUGUAUUGUGCCAUUCUGAAAAUACGAAUGUUGAUUUACGUAUUGUCUUGAAUGUACAAUUUUAUUAUGUAAAUUUCAGGAUACAAAACGUUAAACAAUCCCACAGUACGCGAGGUCACAAUAUCGUCUGCAUCCGGAACAGGAACGGCUCGUGGAUUGGCCAGACUUUACGGAAUAAUUGCCAAUGGAGGAUCGGUUGGCGGAGAUUCGUUGCUGUCACGUGACAGUAUCAAAUACCUGUCCACGCCUAUUAUCUUUGGCAAAGACACCGUAUUUAUCACUGGAGAGGAAACGAGCUUUGGACCUGGAACAUUUUAUAGAAAGAACCCAAAAGGCCAAGACGCCGUGGGUCACACCGGGCACGGAGGUCAGGUUGCUAUUGGUGACGAGGCGAAUGCCCUGGGUAUCGCCUACCUGACCAAUCACCUGUCAAUCAACGGCAUUGGGGAUGACCCGAGAUACGUUGAUCUCGAGAACGCCCUAUAUCGGGUGAUUGACAGAUUGCAGACGAGGACUUAAAUAUGACUUAUAAAAGGCCAAUUAUAGGCAAACAAUUA